AUGCGCCAAACCCGAGUCCUCAAAGAAUAUUCUGCAGCGCUGUGGUCGCUGCAAAACAGCUUCGUACUGUUCGAGAGACUGCCAGAAGAAGACUGGAAAGAACACAAAACGAGCUGUCUCAGAACCCGCGAAUCUAUAUCAUCGACCGGUGCUACAACACAUAGCGAGACUACUCCCGCAGCAAUGAGCCGAUCUUCGCCUCCGGAUUACAACGUAUUGAAUGUCCAAUCUGGGCUCGGAGUCGGGAUUACCACUCCAUUCACUCGGCUUGCCGCACACAGGUGGCUACACGGCCGGACAAAAACAGAUGUGUUCAAGCUUCUCAUCGACACAAUCUAUGUCAGAUCCUGGGAUGACCAGAUCUUGGCCGCUCAGAACCGAUUAGACACUGUUCAGAAAAACAAAUAUUACGCGGCAAGAAUGCUGAUCGUUCGAUUUCUCAAGGAGGCUGAAGGCCAAGGCUUGCUACGACCUUGGUGGUCCGUCGAGAAGGAACAGGAGUGUGUCGACUUUGGUCUUGGGGAGGGCAGCUGGAAGGGCCGCGAUGUCCCAAUCCAAAAAUAUCAGGUUCUUGAGACCUAUUGA
Molecule: messenger RNA, 585 nt
Organism: Penicillium samsonianum
Lineage: Eukaryota; Fungi; Ascomycota; Eurotiomycetes; Eurotiales; Aspergillaceae
Exons: 1
Coding region: 1-585 (194 amino acids)
Source: RefSeq, a predicted model, not a curated record